This is a messenger RNA of Dinoponera quadriceps, 1081 nucleotides long. RefSeq lists its product as uncharacterized. The transcript is spliced from 4 exons. The record is from RefSeq and is a predicted model, not a curated record. Bases 48 to 917 code for a protein of 289 amino acids. NCBI's taxonomy places the organism in Eukaryota, Metazoa, Arthropoda, Insecta, Hymenoptera, Formicidae.
ACAAGUUUCGUUGGAAAGAGUGGCAAUUGCGUCGGAUUAUAGCAACAAUGUUUAAAAUUGCAAGCUGCAUUCUCGUCGCUGCCUGCAUCAGCUUCCAACAACAAGCUGUUGUAGCUGCUUCUCUUCCGAAUCCUUUGGGAUCGUGGGGAUCAAAGGGAUUGCUGGGAUCAUUGGAAUCGUUGUUAGACAACGCACAAAAUAAAGUAUCAGAUGCACGAGAUAACGCACUAGAUAAAAUAUCAGAUGCACGAGAUAAAAUAUCAGGCGUACAAGAUAACGUAUUAGAUCAAAUAUCAGACGCACAAGAUAACGCACAAGAUAAGUUAUCGGAUAUAAAAGACAAAUUUUCGGGUAUAUUCAAACGCGGAGAUGAAGUCUUACAAGGUCUCGGGGGUGGCGUGACUAAUAUAGGCGAGAAACUCAACGAUGGAUUGGCUAACGAGGUGCAAAGGCUCCAGGAGAAGGCAAAACAAUUCCUGGAAGAGGCUCAGGACGCCAAUAUUUCGUCAUGUAAUAGGCUGUACAAGAAAGGACGUGCUGCUCUCGCUGAACUGGUGUCAAUGUUUGAUUCCUGUGUAUUAAAACAAAUGCAACAGACCGGCGGACAAAUUCAAGAUCUCGUUAAUGUAAUAAGCGAUCUACAGAAGAAUUUAUCGAAUCAAUUGCAGGAUGUAACGCAAUGCUUCAAAAGUACUUCUAAUUUCGGCGCGUGUUUCUCUCAGACAUUACAAAGCUUUUAUAAACUGGGACUCACGGUCGAGAAAAUUAUCCGCAUAGCUAUUCAAUUCUACACGUUCGUUCCAAGUUUGAAGUUUUGUUGUCAGACGUCAAUUGUCAAAUUUGCAACAAAAAAUAUGUUCGGACUUCUUAAAGACGUCGGAUCGUGCGUUCAAAGCACCGUCAGAAAUAUUCAAUGAGUCGUUCAUCGGCUAAUAUGAUUCCCAUUUAUUGUUACACGUACAUAUUAUUACUAUUAUGAGUUACCCGAUACGAAGUUCCUACUUCUUCCACACCAUGCAAAACGGCACACGCAGGUAUAUAUCAAGCGCACUAAAAUUCAAUAAAUAUUAAAUUAAUAAUA